GAAGAAAAUGUGUUUUAUUUAUAUACUUUUGGGGAGUUUAAUCUAUAUUACAACUUGUCUCUAAACUGUCACCUGUACUGUCACCAAUCCAAUUGAGGCACAGAAAAAGAGAACAAUGGACAUUUCCAUCCAAAGUAUGCAGUGGUAACAGUUCAAUAAAAGUUCAAUACCUACAACAGUGUAUCGCUGUAAAAAAAGUGUAUCGCUGUAAAAAAAUAACUAUACAUCUGUUCUUUGUAGGAGCAACAGUGAUCCAUAAAUCACUCCUGUCUACAUAUAUGUUAUCACCUUUAAUGUAUGAUCUGUUAUGCUAACAUGCACUUAACUAUAUGCUAUUCACAGAGAGACCCAUGAAACAGAGGGCUAUAACAGAACAGUGUGUCUGGUUGGGGGCUCCAAGUUAACUUUUGGAGCUGCAGAAAUGAACACCCGGUUAAACAUGUUGAUUGAUGGUUAGACAUGAACGUGCUAUGACUGGUCUUGUGCUUAGAUAUAUGUAUAUAAUUGUUCCUUUUGACAAGUGGGCCACUUGUGUUUUGCUACAAGUGACAUUAUUAUAUUUGUCAGAUUGAACUUUGGCUCACUGAGAAGUUGUUGUUUGUGGGAUGCGUGUUUUCCACUCAGAUUUAAAGGUGAAAGUUUUGAUCUAUUGACAUUUAACCAACAACAACUGUCUCGUGACCUUUAGAAAGCCCACAUCCCUCUCAUAGGUAUGUCCCCAGAACAAUGAUAAAUAUAUUUUGUCUGGUGUGAUAGCUCUUCCUUGUAUAUAUUACCUCAAACCUGAUGUAGAUAAGAUAAGCUGAUCACACUGUUAAGGUAUGAUAUGCAUUUUAUAUUGAAUCUUUACAAGCACGGAAACAGUGAUAACAUUUGACCUCAAUCCUCUUAACACCCCCAAAGGAGCACAUAGUGACUCACAAAGACAGCGCUGUUGUGAUGAUGUUGAAAUUCUACACCGUUGUACUGUAGCAAUACUUAAUCAUACAUGGAACAUAACAGUUCACAUGGGGCAGACGUUGGCAAACAUUUCCAUUAUAUUAAAAUGGCAGGAAACUCAGUAGACAUUCAGAACCACAUUGAUCACACUUUCAGAGACAAGUUCAAUUAUCUGGAAAAGAUGGCGGUAUAUUUCCUGAGAUCAGAGCACAGGAGAAAUGUUAUUGUUAAUAAGUGCUGAGACCUCCGGCUCAUCCCGCUCACGAUGACACAUACUAUUUUCGGUUAUUGUCUCUCCCCCACAGGCACUUGUUACAGCUCAUCACUGAGCAGAAACCAACAGAAACAUGAUUUAUGAGAACUGUCUCAUCCCUGGGAGUAAUGAGUACAAAAAAAAAACAUGCUGGGAAAUCUGUCAUACUAUGAGAGUUUUUUCCAUGCCCUCUUAAAUCUCUGAAUUUUCCCAAACAUGUCCACUCUUUUGAAUGUGCUCCUGCUUUGUGAGCUUUGAUCUGAGUUCCUUGCCAGCCCUUGUCAGAAAACUGUUGACGCAACUUAUUUCCCACAAUCAGACAGUCUGUGGGUAAAACAUCUCCUCUUGCAGACCAACACACUCGUGUGCAUAGAAACCACAGUUUCUGCACAGCUUACUUUCCAUUUCUCUUCAGGAAGCUCCUGCUUUGUUCAGAGGGGCGUCUUAGACGUCUGUGACAUGCAAAUGAGCUGUAUGAACUGUGUUGUGCCGUGCAAAGCGGAAACGCUUUCCAAGUCGGUGGAAAAAUGUGUGUAAUUGUAAAUGUCAUCAGUCUAUAUCUCGCAUGUACAGUUAUACUCCCUCAGAAUACCUUCUGUUUGAGAUAAACGGCUGACAGACAUUGAGAGGAGCUUUUUAACGUUUGCUGAAAUGACACCCGGUUCAAACCGCACACUCUCCAGGAAAGGGAUUGAAACAAAUUGCUGCAUACUCUAUAGAAAACCCAAAGCCAGGUGUGAGAAGAUCUGCCACUUUACAGAGUCAAGGACAAAGGAUCAGAGACAUAUAAAAUCUCCCUGCUUCAGGAACUGUCUGACUUUUUGCUUCAAGGAGCGGGCGAGGAUGGAGCAAAGGGAACCAGCACUGGAUGUUGAAGGGACUGAAGGAGGACUCAGGGAACUGGCCUCAAAGUGGUUUAUAGACACUCAGUUACCAAACAUCGUCCAAAACGGCUUCUUCCCCAGCUGGUUCCGCGGCUUCAUCACAAGAAAGGAGGCAGAGCACAUACUCAGAGAAAAGGAGCUGGGAUCUUUUCUGAUCCGUCUCAGUAAAAAGGCCAUCGGAUACAUUCUGUCUUAUACAGGCAGGGAUCGGUGUCGACAUUUUGUGAUAAACGAAAAUGAAUCAGGGCAGUUUGUAGUGUUUGGCGACACUAAAGGGCACGACUCGCUCUAUGAGCUCAUAGAUUACUACCAGACGAACGCCAUUCAGCCUUUUGAAGAGUCCCUGGCAUCUUCAUGUUUUGAGGAACUUGACAAAGAGCUGUAUGACACCAUCCAGGUUAGCCCUAAAGAGAGGCCUGUUCGAGCUAUAAAGAACAUGCGAACACCACAGAUUAACUCAGAGCAGCUUCCUGCACUUCCACCCAGGACACAAGAGGAAGUCCCUCCUUUGCCUCGGAGGACCCGAAAUCUCGACAUUGGUCCGUUGAAUGACCUUGAGAAGGUUUUAUAUGCUCAGUCUAAGAAGCAAAAACCCAGGGAGAUACCGAGAUCCGAACUCAUCUGUCAGGGCAAUUUCCCUGGAGAUAAACAAGUGAGAGCUGGGAGAUCAACAACUCAGGAUCAGAACAUGAGCAGGAGCAAUUCUCCUUCUGGACCAGAGUCUGUUUACUCUGAGCUCAGCCUGCUGGAUACCAAGUGCAGGUCUCUACCGCUCCUGAACCACAGCUGUGAGGGAGAGCAGUCUUACAGGCUGAGUGCACCCCCCCUCACGCCACCCAGACUUUCCCCUAAGCCCGUCAGACAAGCCACUUCCUUUAGUCCUCUGCCUGAGGGGUCAGACUCGUGCAGCAGUCAGGAUCACAUGAGUGACGCUGCUGUUUAUCACCUGGCUGGCAGAGCUAGCAGCCCACACCAUGCUUCCUCUGGGACUGGAUCUUCAGAGCAGCACAGGGGGGCAGUGUACGCUGAGGUCUCAAAUGAAGACCACUUCCCUCAUACAUAUGAGCCGAUUCCUGGCCACAAGGACACAGACGCACCUGAACCCGACAGCAACACCUACGAACCUCUGGAGGACGUCAGACCCAAACAUGGUUACCUCACCUGGGGGUUUAAGAAUGAUAAAUGGAAAUGGCUGUUCCCUGAAGUCAAGAAGAAAUGGUGAAGAGCUUACUUUGCCAACUACUGAUGAAAUUUUCACCCACUUUCUCUACACUACAGUGGUCCUGCCUUACAUUCACUCUGUGAAAGAAUAUUUGUAAUGUGUAAAACCUGGGCCCUCAUGUGCAUAGUUUAAUCAAUGACAUCUUCUGUCAUUUGUAUUUCAAAUCUAUUUAUUUAAAGAAACACUGUAGUCUAUUUAUUUGUGUCUACACCACAUUUGAAUAAAUGACACAUGCAAAAAGGAAAACUCAUUAUUUUCCCAGAGAAAAAAGG
Messenger RNA from Notothenia coriiceps (black rockcod), 3570 nucleotides. RefSeq names its product SH2 domain-containing protein 7. The record is from RefSeq and is a predicted model, not a curated record. The transcript is spliced from 8 exons. Gene Ontology annotation, cellular component: cytoplasm. NCBI's taxonomy places the organism in Eukaryota, Metazoa, Chordata, Actinopteri, Perciformes, Nototheniidae. Bases 1844 to 3298 code for a protein of 484 amino acids.